CGGCAACGAUCCAAUGCCUGUCUGACCUCGUCAGUCUAUAUCGGCCGCUGAUAGUCUUUCUCAUGGAGACGAAGGUCCGGUGCUUGCGUGCAAAGGAGAUACUACGCUCAAAGGGCUUCACCAAUUCGGAGGGGACGGAUAGUGCUGGCCGGAGUGGAGGAUUAAUCAUGGCAUGGAAUGAUGAAGUUGAGAUGGAGGUCAAGGAUAACAACCCCAAUUUUAUCGACGGAAGAGUUGUUUUGCGGAGCAGCGCUGUUCCUUGGAGACUAACUGGCUUCUAUGGCUUUCCUGAGACAGUCCGGC
This is a messenger RNA of Cuscuta epithymum, 303 nucleotides long. The record is from the annotation of a GenBank genome assembly. Lineage: Eukaryota; Viridiplantae; Streptophyta; Magnoliopsida; Solanales; Convolvulaceae.